Argiope bruennichi is the source of this 1326-nucleotide messenger RNA. Its product is annotated as complex I assembly factor TIMMDC1, mitochondrial-like. Bases 553 to 1224 code for a protein of 223 amino acids. Gene Ontology annotation, cellular component: mitochondrion. NCBI's taxonomy places the organism in Eukaryota, Metazoa, Arthropoda, Arachnida, Araneae, Araneidae. The transcript is spliced from 6 exons. The record is from RefSeq and is a predicted model, not a curated record.
AGUUCAUUAAAUAGACAUUAAGAUCCGGAAAUACUCCUUAUUAGAAACAGAUUUUUGAAUAAACGUUUUGAAUGAAGAAUAAUGAAAGAUCAAUAUUAAGUUUUGUAAAAAGAAUUGACCUAUGAUUUGUGUAUUUGGAACAAAACAAGAUGAUAUGUUCAAUGUUGUUUUCAAGAUUACGCAAUUGGCAGUGUGUAGACCGAACAUUGGUUAGACUAUUUGAAAUAUUCAACUCAAAGAACAAACUUAUGCAAGAAACAUAAUCUGAUUCACAAUUCAGUUUACAGAAAGUUUCGAAAAUAAAUUUUUAGAUAUUUGUAUUACAAUAUUGAGAAAACCGACUUUAAAUGCGAUAAACAAAAACACGCAGGACAAGCUCGUUAUUUACAUUCAAGGACUCAACACAGGAAAUCAUAUACUUGGGGAUAACAAACAUCCUUUGCUACUCAACAUUCCUCAACUUAUUACUCAAACAAAUACAUCCUACUGUUCAAUCAUUCAGGCUCAAUUUCACGACAGUACAAUAGCUUUAUUUGAAAAUAUAGAUCGAAAAUGGUUUAUUUAUUUUUAAAACGUAUUGUUCGCUGUGCCUCAGAGGAUUAUCCAGUCAUUACAGAAAAAGUUAUUAAAGAUGAAUUGUCAAAAGAAACUGGUUGGGACAGAAUUAAAAGAAUGUAUAGUACAGAUGAGUUCGGCAUUAGUCCUGAAAUGAAUUAUAUAGUAACAACUGGAAAAUAUAUGUUUGUUAUUACUGCAUUUUUUGGUGGAUUUGGAAAUAUGAUAAGAGCUAAAGAAGAUUUUCUUCGAAAAAAUAUGGCAACCACAUGGGAAAGUCAGCAUUUAGCAAGAAGAAGCCUCACUGACACAAUGACAUUGGCAUUGUUUAAGGGAGGAGCUAAAUCAGCUCUUAAAUAUGGUUCAUUCAGCAGUCUUUAUUUAUUAACUACAAUGACAGCUGCCAAUUACAGAGAUAAAAUAUCAAUAUGGGAUCAUGCAGCUAGUGGAGCGGCGUUAGGUGCUUUGGCACGAUUGAAUUACGGUUUGAAAGGUUUUGCUGUUGCUGGAGCUUUAGGUGGCUGCCUUGGGUUGGUGGCUGGGAGCCUAAUAACCAUGACUUUGGGAAUUAAUGGAAUGACUAUGGAUGAAUUUCGAUGUUUUCUCCACGAAGAGCAAUAUCUGCGCAUAAAGAAAGACAGACUAAAUGAGUUGAAGAAAGAAUUAUAGUAUUAUUCUGAUGACUGCUACAACAGCUCUCUGAAAUUUUAUGUUUAUAAAAUAUCAUUAUUUAUUUCUCUGUAUAAAACUGCAUCAAUAAAAACAUUCAAA